Messenger RNA from Anthostomella pinea, 999 nucleotides. NCBI's taxonomy places the organism in Eukaryota, Fungi, Ascomycota, Sordariomycetes, Xylariales, Xylariaceae. The record is from the annotation of a GenBank genome assembly.
AUGCCGAAACACACGCGCUCGUCCAGCUCGAGUCACAACCGGUAUUCGAACCCCCUACCCGUGUCUUUGGCGCCAUCUGCCCCGCUGCCCAUUUACAACACCCGGCCGUCGGUUUCGUUGAACACGGCCUACUACCAUACCACGGUGCCGUCCUCCGCCUCGGCCCAGCCUCCGAUGCAGGCACAGGCUUAUGAUCCGUACCCCGCCGCCGCCGUGACCCAGCCACCGCUUCCCCAUCGGGCUUCUUCGGGCGCGUGGACGCCGCAGGAUGACCAGACCCUCCUCACGGCGCGCACGCAAGGUUUCAACUGGGCACAGAUCCAGAGCAACUACUUUCCGAACAAGACCCCCAAUGCCUGCCGCAAGCGCCACGAGCGGCUGCUGGAGCGCAAGGGUGCUGACGACUGGGACAACCGAAAGCUCGAGCGGCUGGCCACGGAGUACAUGAGCAUGCGCAAGGAGAUCUGGCAGCCACUGGCGGCGCGUACGGGCGAGAAGUGGAAUGUUGUCGAGGCCAAGUGCAUGAACAACGGUCUCAAGAAUCUUCAGUCGGCGCAUCGGUCGGCGUCGCGUCGCGAGCGCCUUGAGUCUGGUCAUCAGAUGCAUGGGUAUGACGACGACAGCGGCAUUUCCGGCAUUGGUCUGACUCCAAUAGAUGACCUCGACGCCUCGUACAGCAGUCCCGAGACUACGGCCUCGAGCUCGCACUCGGGCGGCAGCCACUCGGGCUACGGCGGCAUGCACCCGAUGAUGAACAGUCAGCAUUAUGCGACCAACUACCCCCCCAGUACGGGCGGCAUGUCCUCGAGCUACAGCUCCUCGGUCUCCUCGUCGGCGGCCCACGGCUACGGCACAAUGCCCGGCCACGCGCAUCAACAUCACCACUCGCAGGACGGCUCCCCCUACAUGAGCAACGGGCAACGGCUGCCCAGCGUCGACAUGGGCAUCGACGCCAUCAUCAACCGCCCGGGUCAUCACCACAAUGGCGGGGCCAUGUGA